CAGGGGAAAGCGUCGAGAUGCACGAUCCUUUUUAAAAUGCCAUAAAAAACUCCGGCUCAUUGUUUAAUCUUCUUUGUAUGCAAAGGAGCCCUUUUGUUUAUCUGCAGGGGAGUUGUCGGUUCUGCAUUCCCAUCCUGCAAGAGCUUCAGUUCUCAUCUUUCGUUUGUCAAUAAGAAAAACCUGGGGAGAACCGUCACUCCAUCUUUUGGUUUCUCAGUUCGCUUCAUGCUUUUGCAGGCCUCUUUAUCUCCUCUGCCAUCAAGAGAAAAGGUCAGGUUGUGACUGCCUCCUUGCUCUUACCCUACCUUUUCCUGGACCUUUCCCUCCUUUUCUUCUCUCCCACUCAGCUCUUCAAUCCUGCUUUCAGAAAUUCUGGUUGGUAGAAUAAACUUCGGGUUUUAGUGGCUUUCACAUGCUGAAAAUGGGUAAUGGCCUUCAGGUGCUGAGAAUGGGUUCUCUUGUUUCUCUCAUUUACUCCUUUGAAGAUGGGGCCUUUUGUGGCUAUUAAGUUUGGGUUUUGUUAUCGAUCUUGGGUGCUGUUCAUCUAGCUUUUAAGUUUCUGGCUGUUGGUUCUCUUCUCUAUUUCCUCUAUUUGGUCUGCUUUUGAUUUAGCAUAUUAGCAUAAAGUGGUAUAUCCUCCUCUGAACAAACUUGGGGUUUUAUAUAGAAUUUACCAUAUAGGUGUCUUUGGAUACCAAGGAUCAGGAACUUUGUGCAAAACUUAGUCCUUUCGAUCCGGAAGCUUGUUCUUAGCUCAAGAUACCAACGUCUGUUCAUCAAAAUGGAGAAAUGCGUUCUUCUGGCUGUAUUUAUAUUGGCUACUGUGAGCUGUUCUACUGCCUUUACGCCGGUGGACAAUUACCUUAUUGACUGUGGAUCUUCCACGAAUACCACCGUUGACGGUCGCAAUUUCUUCGGCGACAAUCCCGGCUCCUCGUUUUCUGUUUCGACAGGCGAGAACAUUCUUGGCACCACAAGCUCCAGCCCAGUUGCUCCUGUCGCCGGAUCGGCACUCUACCGGACGGCACGGAUCUUCACCAGAACAUCGUCUUAUACAUUUCCAAUCAAGAGCAAAGGACGGCAUUGGGUUCGUCUCUAUUUCUUCCCUUUCACUUAUCAGACGUAUGAUCUUACAACUGCAAGCUUUGAUGUUCAGACACAAGAUACUGUUCUUCUUAGCAAUUUCCGGGUUCAAAAUACCUCGUCUCCUGUGUUUAAGGAAUAUUCAGUUGUUGUAAAUUCAGACAGUCUGGUUUUGAGUUUCGUUCCUUUGGAUAAUUCGGUAGCAUUUGUUAAUGCAAUGGAAGUUGUUUCGCUUCCCUCCGGACUCAUUUCAGACGAUGCCCUGACUUUGAAUCCCUUGAAUUCCUACAAGGGACUCGCAUCUGUAGCUUUAGAGACGUCAUUCAGACUGAAUAUGGGUGGUCCUGUAGUUAGUCCAGCCACUGACUCGCUUCAAAGAACAUGGGCAUCUGAUCAGGACUUUUUGCUUCACAAAAAUGCUGCUAUUAACGUUACAACAAGUCAGAUACUUACAUAUCAUACGGGAGGUGCCACUCCAGACACUGCACCAGCCAUUGUGUACACUACUGCUCAAAUGAUGAGUCCACAAAACUCUGCAACAAACUUGUUUAACAUAACAUGGCAGUUUUCAUUGGAUUUUAGUUACUCUUACUUAGUCCGAAUGCACUUUUGUGACAUAACUAGCAAGGCGUUGGGGCAGCUCAUAUUCAAUGUUUACAUUGGCACCUCUCUUGCAGCCUCUGAUCUGGAUCUAUCUGCUCAAACACAAUCCUUGGUAACCCCUCGUUAUUUUGACUUUGUUCUGCCUGCCACUUCUGGUCUAGGCAUCUUGACUGUCUCUGUUGGGCCCUCUGGUGUGGCAGCUGUUUCACAAAAUGCUACUUUAAAUGGAUUGGAGAUAAUGAAGUUUGGCAUGGCACCUGCAAAUCCCUCUUCAAAGGGUCAGAAGAUUGGGAUAAUUGUUGGUUCAUUAGUGGGAGGUAUUUUUCUGAUUGGCAUCAUAACCAUAAUCAUCUUAAAAUGCCGGGCUAAACAAAAGGGUCAGCACUCAUGGGUUCCUUCUUACAUAAAUGGGGGGCACGGCACGGGCAGUAAGGUUUCUAAUGCAACUGGAAAUACCCUAACAUCGGUGCAGGGUACCACUGUUGGGUACCGGUUUACUCUGGCUGAGUUACAGGAAGCAACAAAGAACUUCGAUGAAGCGUGUGUUAUUGGAGUUGGUGGCUUUGGAAAGGUGUACAAGGGGGAAUGCAAAGAUGGAACAAUAAUAGCAGUCAAGCGAGCUAAUCCUGGAUCUCAACAGGGUCUCAAAGAAUUCCUCACAGAGAUUGAUACGUUGUCUAAAUUUCGUCAUCGCCAUCUAGUUUCGCUCAUUGGCUUCUGUGACGAGCAGUCUGAAAUGAUCCUUGUAUAUGAGUAUAUGGUGAAUGGAACCCUUAAGAGUCGUCUCUAUGGGAGUAGUCUUCCCAGCCUGAGUUGGAAACAGAGGCUUGAGAUUUGUAUAGGAGCUGCAAGAGGUCUUCACUACCUUCAUACCGGUUCUGCUCAAGGAAUAAUCCAUCGUGAUGUUAAGUCAGCUAAUAUUCUACUUGAUGAAAACCUUCUGGCAAAGGUUUCAGAUUUUGGGUUAUCUAAGACGGGUCCUGAUCUUGAUCAAACCCAUGUAAGCACAGCUGUCAAAGGGAGCUUUGGUUAUCUAGAUCCUGAGUAUUUCAGAAGGCAGCAGCUGACACAAAAAUCAGACGUCUAUUCGUUUGGAGUUGUAUUGCUUGAAGUCCUCUGCGCAAGGCCUGCAAUUGAUCCUUCACUUCCAAGGGAGAGGGUAAACAUAGUCGAUUGGGCAUUGAAGUAUCAGAAGAAGGAGCAGCUGGCUAAAGUUAUUGAUCCAUGUCUUGUAGGUACUGUUGACCCUAGAUCUCUUGGUAAAUUUUGGGAGACAAUUCUGAGGUGUUUGGCUGAAUAUGGUUCGGAGCGCCCCACAAUAGGGGAUGUGCUGUGGAACUUGGAGUAUGCAUUGCAGUUGCAGGAAUCAAUCCUUGCUGAGCCAAGUAAUGAUAGUGAAAAUCACAUCAUUGAUCUCUCAGUUCCAACAUCACGUGUCAGUCCUUAUGAAACUGAAAUGGCUAACAGAAAUGUGGCAUCUGAUCAUCUCUCCGCCAUAUCAGCCAGCAAUGUUUUCUCACAGUUUAUGAACAAUGAAGGACGAUAGAUGGCAUUCUAAGGAUUACAGAAGCUUGUCAGUCCAGGGGAGGUUUGUCAUUUCCUGCUUGAUUUCCUGGAACCAAUUUUUUUCACUGUCAAAUUUCUUUUGAAGGAGAUGAAAAGCCUGAUCCAAAGCGGGGUCUACCUUACGAAGAAGAUCAGCACUCAAGAACUUUUUCUAUGAAUGGACAUUUGGUGUAUGCUAGUCCCAGUUUAUUCAUGUUUAUUUAUUUAUUUUUUUAUUUAUUUUCCAUUGUAGAAGUUGUACAGUAUGUUUUCCUCGUAACAUCACUGUGUUGUUCUUUAGUUCCGAUUUUGCCUAUUUUGGUUGUUCACGAUUUCGCAGAUUAGACUUCUCAUGAUUUAUAAAGACGUAACGUUUUGUUUUUUUCUA
Molecule: messenger RNA, 3619 nt
Organism: Nymphaea colorata (pocket water lily)
Lineage: Eukaryota; Viridiplantae; Streptophyta; Magnoliopsida; Nymphaeales; Nymphaeaceae
Product: receptor-like protein kinase HERK 1
Exons: 2
Coding region: 782-3232 (816 amino acids)
Biological process (GO): protein autophosphorylation
Cellular component (GO): plasma membrane; plasmodesma
Molecular function (GO): transmembrane receptor protein tyrosine kinase activity; ATP binding
Source: RefSeq, a predicted model, not a curated record